GUCUCUCUCCUACUUUUUGUGAAGAUCAGCUCAUCAUGGCCGCCCCACUUUUCUUUCUCACGCUCCUGGCUAUAACUUGUUCUGUUGCACGGGCAUCCGAUCCAACCCCACUUCAAGACUUCUGUGUUGCAGAUCUCAACAGUCCUGUGAAAGUGAAUGGCCUAGUUUGCAAGGAUCCCAAGCUUGUGGAACCCAAAGACUUCUUCGGGAGUGGAUUGAGUGUAGCAGCAGACGUAAACAACUCUGCUGGCUCCCAAGCAACUCCCGUCGGUGUUGCCCAAAUCCCAGGGCUCAACACUCUCGGCAUCUCCCUGGUUCGCUUUGACUUCGCCCCACACGGCAUCAUCGCUCCCCACACGCACCCUCGCGCCACCGAAAUCUUGACAGUCCUCGAAGGCACCGUCCUGGCCGGCUUCGUCACCUCCAUCCCGGAUAACCGUCUGAUAACCAAGACGUUGAACAAGGGCGACGUGUUCGUGUUUCCUGUGGGUCUCAUUCACUUCCUACAGAAUGUCGGGAAGGGCCAUGCAGUUGCCCUUGCAGCUUUGAACAGCCAAAACCCAGGUGUUAUUCCCAUUGCAAAUUCAGUUUUUGGAUCACACCCGGACAUCCCCACCGAUAUCCUUGCAAAGGCCUUCCAAACCGAUGCCGCUAUUAUAGCCAACAUUCAGGCCAAGUUUUAGACAGUGUCUGGGUUUGAAUUGUGGGGUGUGCUUUUGUACUGAUCUUCACAUAUAUAAUAAUAUAUA
Messenger RNA from Cucurbita pepo subsp. pepo (vegetable marrow), 749 nucleotides. Its product is annotated as putative germin-like protein 2-1. Gene Ontology annotation, molecular function: manganese ion binding. Lineage: Eukaryota; Viridiplantae; Streptophyta; Magnoliopsida; Cucurbitales; Cucurbitaceae. The record is from RefSeq and is a predicted model, not a curated record.